Vigna unguiculata (cowpea) is the source of this 630-nucleotide messenger RNA. RefSeq lists its product as uncharacterized. Gene Ontology annotation, molecular function: metal ion binding. The record is from RefSeq and is a predicted model, not a curated record. NCBI's taxonomy places the organism in Eukaryota, Viridiplantae, Streptophyta, Magnoliopsida, Fabales, Fabaceae.
AUGGAUUUGGUAAAUUCUGCAGAAUCCUUCAGGCAAAAGGCCCUAAAACCCAUCUUGAAGCAGACACAGGCGAAGAAGAACGAUUAUGGCAACAAGAACGAGAAAGCAGGGAAGAACGAGGAAACGACAUCGUCAUACCCGACCACCGUUGUCUUGAAGAUCGACAUGCACUGUGACGAAUGCGCAUCAAAAAUCAUCAAAUGCCUACACGCUUUCCGAGGCGUGGAAUGUUUGAAGCCGGAGAUUAAGACCGAAAGCGUUGACCCCAUCAAACCAAAGGACAAGCUUUCUGGGAAGGCGAAGAAGAAUGUUGAUGUUGCCUCUCCUCCUCCCAACAAGGACAAGGAAAACAAACCCAAAAACAACGAAAAGAAAACCAAAGAAAAAGAGGCUCCGGCGACAACAGCGGUGCUGAAGGUGUUUAAUCUUUGUCCAUGCCAAGGUUGCUCCAAUAAGAUUCGCAGGGCUGUGUUGAAAUUCAAAGGGGUUAAGGAAGUGAGUACAGAUAGGGAGAAGGGAAUGGUGAUGGUUAAGGGCACAAUGGACGUGCCAGCUCUGGUGCAGAAGUUGUCGGAGAAGUUUAGGAGGAAGGUUGAGGUGGUUCCUCCCAAGAAGGAGAAGGAAAAAGAG